GGGGGGCGGUCCCCCAGGAAAGCCCAGCGCGGCGUCGAGGGCCCCGCCACCCGGGCCCCCGCUUCCCUGUUUACUUGUCGGGGCGCCGCCGGGGAUGGACGGGAGCGCGCAGGGGCCCUAGGACCUCCCGAUGGGGCGGCUCGGCUCCGGGCUCACGCUCCCUGUGAGCUGCCUGAUCCUGGUGUGGGCGGCAGGCGCUGGGGGUGUGCAGCUCCGGCAGCAGCCCACCUGCUUCUCCGACUACCUCAGCACCUCCACCUGCGAGUGGAGGAUGGGCGGCCCCACCGACUGCAGCGCCGAGCUCCGCCUGACCUACCAGCUGGUCUUCCUGAACGAGGGAAACCGCACGUGUGUCCCUGCGAACGGAGGGCACGCGGCGUGCCUGUGCGACAUGCUGAUGGAGAACGUGAGCAGCGGGGACAUCUACCAGCUGGGCCUGUGGGCUGGGAAGCAGCAGCUGUGGAGUGGCUCCUUCAUGCCCAGCGAGCAUGUGAAACCCAGGGCCCCCGGAAACCUCACGGUUCACGCCUCGGACUCCCACACGUGGCAGCUGACCUGGAGCAACCCGUACCCUGCCAACCGCAGCCUGCACGCCAAACUCUCCUUCCUGGUCAACAUUUCAAACGAAGACGACCCCACCGAGUUCCUAGUCCGCAAUGUGACCUACAAGGAGCCUACCUUCCGCUUCCCGGCCAGCGCCCUGACGCCCGGGGCCCCCUACAGCGCGCGGGUGCGGGCCUGGGCCCCGAGCUACAACAGCCUGUGGAGCGAGUGGAGCCCCCCUGUCAAGUGGCUUCACGACUACCAGCGGCCCUGGGAGCAGCGCCUCCCCCUGGCCGUGGGCAUCUCCUGCGUCGUCAUCAUGGCCGUCUGCCUGUCCUACUUCAGCAUCCUCAAGAUCAAGAGAGAGUGGUGGGACCGGAUCCCCAGUCCGGCCCGCAGCCCCCUCAUGGCGGUGGUCAUCCGGGAGGCCCAGGUGCCGAUGUGGGGGAAGAGCCCUGGGGGCCAGGAGCCGGCCAAGUGCCCGUACUGGAAGACGUGUCUGACGAAGCUCCUGCCCUGCCUGCUGGAGCCCGGCCUGGAGAGGGGUGACGGUUCCUCCCAGGGGGCCGGGAGCCGGCCUGCCCAGGGCCCCGGACCAGCCUGGCGCCCCGCGGAGGGCAGCAGCGCGGUGCUCUGGCCGGAGAGCAUCAGCGUGGUGACGUGCGUGGAGCUGCUGGAGGCCCCGGUGCAGAGUGAGGAGGAGGAGCAGCAGGAGGAAGACGGAGGGAGCCUCUGCCCCUCGCCCGAGAGCAGCGGGGCCGGCUUCCAGGAGGGCAGGGCGGGCCUCGCGGCCCGAAUGACGGAGCACCUGCUCCUGGACCUCCUCGGGGGCGCGGAGGGGGGCUCCUGCCCGCCAGGCUGGGGGCAGUCCUGCCUCCUCUCGCCCUCGGCAGGUGCCAGUGCUCAGGUGCCUGGGGCUGAGUUGCCAGGUGAGGCGUCUCAGGAGGCCCCCCUUCAGGGUAGGGAGCAGCCUUCCGACCCAGAGCGGCCCCCGGCCACCCGGACGCAGAGCCCCGCCCGCCUGGCUGUCACCGUCAUCGCCGACAGCCCCGCGUACCGCAGCUUCGGCAGCUUGCUGCGCCCGCCCUCGGACCCGCAGCUGGCCGAGGACCAGGGAGACAGGGACCCCAGCGUCCUCCCUGCCCCCCCGCCCUCCGGGCCGGCCGCUGCGCUGCAGCCUGAGCCGGAGACCUGGGAGCAGGGCCUCCGGCAGAGCGUCCUCCGGCUCCGGGCGGCCGCCCCCUCGGCCCCCGGGGGCUCCCGGCAGUUCGCAUCGGCGGUGCGGCAGGGCGGCGCCCGGGGCGGCCAGGCGGGCGGCCCUCCCGGGGAAGCCGGGUACAAGGCCUUCUCCAGCCUGCUGGCCAGCGGGGCCGCGUGCCCAGGGCCUCCUGGGGCUGAGGCCAGCAGCGGGGAGGCGGGCUACAGGCCCUUCCAGGACCUCACUGCUGGCAGCCCUGGGGUCCCUGCCCCUGUCCCCCUGUUCACCUUUGGGCUGGACACGGGGCCACCGCCCGGCCCUCAGAACUCGCCCCCCCUCACUGGCUCCCCGGAGCGCCCCGGUCUGGAGCCAGGGCCGCAGGGAAAGGACAGCCAGAAGCGCCCGCUCGCCCCGGAGCAGGCCGCAGCCCCCCUCGGGGACGACCUGGGCAGCGGCAUCGUCUACUCGGCCCUCACCUGCCACCUGUGCGGCCGCCUGAGGCAGUGCCACGGCCGGGAGGAGCCGGGCCAGGCCCACGGCGAGGCCCCCCGCUGCUGUGGCUGCCGCUGUGGAGAUGGCUCUGAGCGCCUGGGGGGCCCCCUGCCAGGUGGGGUUCUGCUGGAGGCCAGCCUCCCUCCGGCCUCCCUGGCACCCCUGGGUGCCUCGGAGGAGGGCAAGGCCCCCCUGUCCUUCCAGCCUGGCCCCAGCAAUGCUCAGAGCUCAAGCCAGACGCCCCAGAUGGUGGCCAUGCUCUCCACCGGCCCACAGACAUGAGUGCGUCCUAGGUGUGCGCCCUCGUUGCUGUGUGAGCCUCAGCCCUGUCUGCGAACCCCUCUCCCACCCCAUCCCCCACGCUGAGUACAUCCAGGCUGGCGUGGCCGAGAGACUCGGAGAAGCGUGUGAAGUGAGGGUGUCUGACCCGGCUAUGGAGGCCGGACCUGUUCUCACACAGGAGCUCAGCGCGUGCCGCGGGUGGGAAGGCGGGAACCGGGCCCUCAGAGCCGCCUGCAGGGACCGGGGGCUCCGGGCACCUUGGCUUGUGAGCGAGCUGUCAGCCACCUGAUCGGUCCACGCUUCGCCAGCGCACUGCCCCUGCCACGCCGCCCACGGUCUGUCUGUCCCCCGCUCACUCGGUUGCCCACGUCUUGCCCGGCUCCGGACGCUGAGCCUAGACACUAACCGAGCAAUGGGGAGCGCCGGAGGCUUUGGGGCUGAUGGGAGCCCGGGCCUGGAGCGCGGUGAUGAGCCCAGCGGUGCCACCAUUCAGCGGCUCCGGUAGGCCGGCGCGGAGCAGGAGCGGGCAGGGGAGGGCGCUCAGUCAAGCAGGGGAAACGGAAGCUCUGAAAAACGGCGGUUACCGCGCAGUGACGGUUUGUGGGGUCCGGGAAUAAACACACCCAGCUGCCUUGGGGCCGGUCGGUGCCCUGCAGACACCGUGGCUGCAGCCACAGACCAGAGGGAGAGCUCCGCCCUGAGAGCCGGCUGAGCUGGGCGUCCAGACGCCCACACCAGGCACGUUUCACCUGCCCGCCGGCCCGGACCUCCCGCUGAGUGUGUGUGUGUGUGUGCGCGCGCGUGUGUG
Messenger RNA from Pipistrellus kuhlii (Kuhl's pipistrelle), 3323 nucleotides. Its product is annotated as interleukin-4 receptor subunit alpha. Gene Ontology annotation, cellular component: external side of plasma membrane; membrane. Gene Ontology annotation, biological process: cytokine-mediated signaling pathway; production of molecular mediator involved in inflammatory response. The coding region runs from base 131 to 2515 and encodes 794 amino acids. The transcript is spliced from 11 exons. NCBI's taxonomy places the organism in Eukaryota, Metazoa, Chordata, Mammalia, Chiroptera, Vespertilionidae. Gene Ontology annotation, molecular function: protein binding; cytokine receptor activity. The record is from RefSeq and is a predicted model, not a curated record.